Molecule: messenger RNA, 1122 nt
Organism: Glycine soja
Lineage: Eukaryota; Viridiplantae; Streptophyta; Magnoliopsida; Fabales; Fabaceae
Exons: 2
Coding region: 99-824 (241 amino acids)
Biological process (GO): mitochondrial proton-transporting ATP synthase complex assembly
Cellular component (GO): mitochondrial membrane
Source: RefSeq, a predicted model, not a curated record
UAAGAAACCCCAACAAACAAAAACCCUUGCACAAUAUGGCCCUAAACUUGGAGUGUGUCGUGUGGUGUGAGACAGUGUAACUCGGAAGCGCAGCAGCAAUGGCAAGAGCGACUCUCCUUCACUUGCUGCGGUCACAGAGCCUCCGCCACGUGUCCAAAAACGCUCCUUCAGCAUAUCGUUGUUUUGGGUCCUCUACCUGUCAACGACCCAUUAGCCCCAAUCCAUCAUUCAAAACUUCCUCCCAUCUUGCUAUUUUCCAAAGAAGAUGGGCAUCACAAAUCCCAACUACAGAGGAAGACGACAAGAUUAGCAUCGGACCUCGUAGUGGAGGACAACCAGGGGAGGGUGACAAGGAAACUGGAGUCGUUUAUUAUGGCCCGAUCUCAAACACCAUAAAGAAAGUAAAACUUCUGUCUCUCUCAACUUGUUGCCUUUCGGUAUCUCUUGGUCCGGUCAUAACCUUCAUGACAUCCCCCGAUAUGAAUGUCAUCCUGAAAGGUGCAGUAGCAUCUUCUGUGAUAUUCUUGAGUGCUACUACCACCGCUGCCCUCCAUUGGUUUGUUAGCCCGUAUGUUCACAAGCUCAGGUGGCAGCCAGGUUCGGACAGCUUUGAGGUGGAGAUGCUGUCCUGGCUGGCAACUUACAUUCCAAAGACUAUCAAGUUUUCUGAUAUUCGACCACCGCAAACCAAUAGGCCUUUUGUGACAUUUAAGGCCAAUGGGAAUUUUUACUUCGUGGAUGCAGAGCACUGUCACAAUAAGGCACUUCUGGCUAGACUGACCCCAAAAGAAGUGAGUAAUGAGUCUCCUUUCAAGAACUUGUGAUUUGAAACAUACUGUUGUGAGCUCGCGGUAUUUUACUGUUAGCAUUAGAAGAGUAUGCUAUAGCCCUGCUUUAAUUUCUGUCUGUGGCUGGAAUUUGUUUUAUACUUUUUGAGAUUUGAUCUCUUGAUCUGAUACCAUAAACUGUUAGGUUUGCUUAAUUGCUUAAUAAAUUAGUAGCAGUGGCAUUUUGCAAACAUCAUAUAUGGGGAGAGUAUUUUGUACAAAUGUGAUUUUGUGCAAGUUUUUGUCAAAAUGAUUGAUGAUAUCCUCUACUAAUUUAUUGUUGUUUAGGUCCUUC